This is a messenger RNA of Thyridium curvatum, 2844 nucleotides long. RefSeq lists its product as uncharacterized. Lineage: Eukaryota; Fungi; Ascomycota; Sordariomycetes; Thyridiales; Thyridiaceae. The coding region runs from base 1 to 2844 and encodes 947 amino acids. Gene Ontology annotation, cellular component: chromatin; nucleus. Gene Ontology annotation, molecular function: protein binding; histone H3K36 methyltransferase activity. The record is from RefSeq and is a predicted model, not a curated record. Gene Ontology annotation, biological process: regulation of DNA-templated transcription. The transcript is spliced from 3 exons.
AUGGCCGACCCCGUCAGCCUGACCCCCGAGGUCGAGUUCUCGCGUGCACCGACCGAUGCCUCGUCAAACAGCGCGUCUCUGAGCGACACUCCUCCCACCACAGUUGCCGACAGCGUCUCUCUCGCCUCGGACCACUCAAAGUCGGAGCAGACUCCUCUGCUCGAGCUCGACCACGCGGUACACGUUGCACACCAACAAGAACACGGUGCCGAGCCGGCGGACGCCCCCACCCACCACGAGGACGAGCCUCGCCAAGAAGCCCUCUACGACCACGACGAUGACGCCGCUGAAGCUACAGAGGGACCGUCCGCGACGCGACCUCGCCGUGCUCGCGCCAGCCUGCCCGUCUACAACCUCUCCAAGCUCGCCGGCACCGAUGUGCACGGCAAGCGCCGCUCCAAGGGCGACGUCGUGUCCGACCGCCGGCGGCGCACCAUCUCGGGCGACACGCUCGUGAACCAGGCCCCGGCGGGCGGCGAGGCGCGCGACUCGGUCGAGAGCUCGAUCGAGGCCACCGGCUCCGGCAGCCCCGCCCGCAAGAAGAACAAGGAGGACAACCUCGUCGAGGACAGCAUAAACGCGCUCGACAUGGACUGGUCCGUCCGCCGCCUCAACACGCCGCGCGGCUCCAGGUCGCCGCGCAAGAAGGGCCAGUCGGCCUCGGCCUCGGCCUCGCCCGCGGCCCGCCACAUCGCCACGCGGCGCUCCGGCGCGUCGGCCGAGACGCUCGCCACCAAGCUGUCCUCGCUCGGCAAGCGCGGCCGCAAGACGUUCGAGAAGGGCAUCACGCGCAUGUCGAGGGAGCUGCGGCGCCUGCAGGACACCAACGAGUUUGCGCACAUCGACACCAAGCCCGUCCGCCACACCGUCUGGAGCAAUGGCAAGUUCGUCGACCCCGACGCGCCUGCCGAGGAGGAGCCGCCCCGCAAGAGGGUCAAGACGGAAGAAGAGCCCGCGUCCGUGGAGGCGGCGCCCGCUAAGACGACCCUUCCCGGUCAGCGCCGCGCCAAGACGUGGCUCAACAAGGGCCUGUACGCCGGCCAGGACCUGCCGGCCGACAUGACCAAGUCUCUGACGAUGGCCGAGAAGAAGGCGAUCGCGCAGAUCCCGGAGCUGGCCAAGCCCGCGCCUCCCAACAAGUCGCUGCCUUUCCCCGUCUACAAUGGCAUGCGCACCCUGAUCACGGGCCGGGACUUUAAGCUUCCAUACGACGUGUGCAACCCGCUGCCACCAGGACAGCCCAAGCCGGAUGAGUGGAGGAAGAUGACGAGAAACCGCUUCAUCGGCGACGCGAAGCAGAUUUGGAUCCAGAACUCGGAUUUUAAGGAAUACCAGUCCAAGUGCGUCUGCAAGCCCGAGGACGGCUGCGCCGAGACGUGCCAGAACCGCUCCAUGCUGUACGAGUGCGACGAGCACAACUGCAACAUUGGCCGCGAGUUCUGCACCAACCGGCAGUUCAAGGACCUCCAGGAGAGGACCAAGAAGGGCGGCCGGUACCGCGUCGGCGUCGAGGUCCUCAAGACCGAGGACAGGGGCUUUGGCAUCCGCGCCAACAGGUGCUUCGAGCCGUACCAGAUCAUCAUGGAGUACACGGGUGAGAUCAUCACCAACGAGGAGUGCGAAAACCGCAUGAACGAGAUUUACAAGGACAACAAGUGUUACUACCUGAUGUCCUUUGACCAGAACAUGAUCAUCGACGCGACGACCGGUAGCAUCGCCCGUUUCGUCAACCAUUCGUGCUCGCCAAACUGCCAUAUGAUUAAGUGGAUCGUAUCAGGGCAGCCGCGCAUGGCCCUCUUUGCGGGAUCCCGCCCCAUCAUGACGGGCGACGAGCUGACGUACGACUACAAGUUCGACCCCUUCUCGGCCAAGAGCGUGCAGAAGUGCCUCUGCGGCAGCCCCAACUGCCGCGGCGUCCUGGGCCCGAAACCCAAGGAGGACCUGUCCAAGAAGAAGGAGGUGGCGACGGUCAAGAAGGAAGGCGUCAAGACGGCGGUCAAGGCCACGGUCAGGGCCGGCAAGCGCAAGCUCAAGGAGCUGCUCGACGGGCCGAGCGACGACGAGGACGAGAAGAAGGCGGCCAAGAAGCGCAAGACAGCAGCAGCAGCCAGCGCCAAGGCGGCGGCGGCGGCGGCGGCGGCGAGCGGCGGCGGCAUCAAGCGCUCGCUGUCGUCGGCGAGCCUCAAGGCGGCGAAAGGCGCGGCCAAGGGCGCGGCCACGGUCAUCCGGCGCAGCGUGAGCACCAUCUCGGUCAACGCCCGGGCGCGGCUGUCGAGCGGCGGCGGCGCGGGCAGCCUCAAGAAGAAGAAGGCCGCGCCGAGCCCGCGCACCGUCAAGGGCGCGCCCGGGAAGAAGAUCACGGCGACGGCGACGGCGACGAAGACGACGAUCCGCAAGUCGAGCUCGACGAGCGUGCUCAAGACGUACGGCAAGCAGGGCAAGAAGAUCGUCGGAAGCCCGGCCUCGAGCAGGAAAGUGGCGGCGCGCCGGUCGGUCGAGGUCUCGGCGUCGCGCAACUCGAGCCUGACGAUCGUGGCUAGCAACAGCAGCAGCAGCAGCGACGGCUGUAAUAAGAAACAGCAGCACCCGCACCCGCUGGCCAAGAGCAAGAGCGCGACGGAUCUCGGCCGCGGUGCGUCUUCUUCGGCGGCGUCGACGCCCGUGUCGACCAAGUCGGGCCGGGUGGUCAAGCGCAGGAGCUUUGACGACGAGGACGACGAGGACGGGUCGCGAGCGGCGACGCCGACGCCUGGGAGCGGGAGCGGGAGCAGCAGUAGGCCUCGGGCUGGGAUCGAGAUUGCGCGCGUGGAGGCGCAGAUUCGGGUCGUGCAGGCGGAUGAGUGA